Messenger RNA from Zalophus californianus (California sea lion), 1235 nucleotides. It is a transcript of the gene OPALIN, whose product is annotated as oligodendrocytic myelin paranodal and inner loop protein. NCBI's taxonomy places the organism in Eukaryota, Metazoa, Chordata, Mammalia, Carnivora, Otariidae. The coding region runs from base 469 to 744 and encodes 91 amino acids. The record is from RefSeq and is a predicted model, not a curated record. Gene Ontology annotation, cellular component: cell-cell contact zone; plasma membrane. The transcript has 6 exons.
GCCACCAAGUGCCCUUGCAGCAUCUGUGGGCUUGGUUGGUGUUAGCACAGAGGGCAGUGGUUGGGUCCCUUGAGCAGGAAGCCCUGGAGCCAAGGUGGCGCAGGAUAUUCCUCUUGCUCCAAUAUUGUCCUAGAAGAGUGUUUAUCUCGGUAUCGGUAAAGAGCAGCCUGGACAGACUGGCCUCGGCUAGCCCAGACCGCAGUGACAAAGAUGGAGACAGGGCGGAGGAAGGAGCCAUGGGAGGUUCGCACAGGCUAACAACUCGGUGCCCCACGGAGCUCACGACCUUCCAGUAUUGACUCCAUAUUUGGGGGAGAGAGUUUCUCACUGAACUUCACACUGCCGGCCAACACGACUUCCUCCCCACCUGCUACAAGUGGGAAAGAAGCAGACUGUGGGCCCUCUCUUGGAUUAGCAGCAGGCAUCCCAUCCCUGGUGGCCACAGCCCUGCUGGUGGCUUUACUAUUUAUGCUGAUCCGCCGAAGAAGAAGCAGCAAUGAGUCCACGGAGGAAAGUGAGAGACCAUGUGAAAUUUCAGAAAUCUAUGACAAUCCCAAGAUUGCUGAGAAUCCUAGGAGGUCACCCACACAUGAGAAGAAUCUGACGGGAGCAGAAGGAGCCCACGUAUAUGUGAAGACUGUAGCAGGAAGCGAGGAGCCCAUGCAUGACACUUACCGUCCUCCUGUCGGAAUGGAGAGAAGAAGGGGAUUGUGGUGGCUUGUGCCCAGAUUGAGCCUGGAAUGAGGCAGUUCGGUCAAGGAACAGAUCUAGAGCUGGAACAGAGCUGAAAACCCAGGGAUCUGUGCUCAGAGUGAGGAGAGAUACUAAGCUGCUUCUUAACCGAUCCAAAUUUCCAUGGCAGAUCUGGAAAACUUUGGGUUGAUUUGUCUCUGUAGGUGACAGAAUAAGGACUCAUUCCAACACUCAGAUCUUGUUGUUUAAUAAGCAGUGAAGCACCAAGUGAGGUCCAGAAGGAGCCCUUUGAUCCUGGUCUUGACCUAUGCUUUUCUUCACGAUUUUGGGAAAGGGGCUUGAUUUCUGUGUGUCUUGCCUUAUCAUCUUUUUUCCACAUCUCUUUUCUCAAAAAAACAAAACAAAACAAAAAAAACAUCACACCUGGCUUCCAUGGGAAGGUUGGCCAGGGCUAACAUGGUGCAAGUUGGGAUACAAAUAAAACUUAAAGGGGAUGUUUCAGGGGAAGCAAUUUCUUAUUCCUGAACAUCUCAAGGUGGAAA